Molecule: messenger RNA, 1083 nt
Organism: Cercospora beticola
Lineage: Eukaryota; Fungi; Ascomycota; Dothideomycetes; Mycosphaerellales; Mycosphaerellaceae
Product: polysaccharide deacetylase family protein
Biological process (GO): carbohydrate metabolic process
Molecular function (GO): hydrolase activity, acting on carbon-nitrogen (but not peptide) bonds
Source: RefSeq, a predicted model, not a curated record
GUGCAGCAGCGAUUGAAGAAAAGAGAAAGCUCGUAAGCAAGUGCAAUAAACAUGGGCAACAAGAGAGUACAAUGCUGCAUCAGCGUUGACAUCGACGCUGUCGCCGGUUGGCUUGGUAGCUAUGGCGGCGAAGACUCAACCUCCGACAUAUCUCGCGGUCUCUUCGCCGGCACCAUCGGCGUACGACGUCUCCUCAAGCUCUUCGAGAAAUACAACAUCACCACAACUUGGUUCAUUCCGGGCCACAGUCUUGAGACUUUCCCGGAAGAAUGCCGCAUGAUUGCAGAUGCUGGCCAUGAAAUCGGUCUGCAUGGCUACAGUCACGAGAAUCCCAUUGCCAUGACACUCGAGCAGCAGACAGCUGUGAUGGAUAAGUGUUACAAACUGAUUACAGAGUUCCAGGGUAAGCCGCCGAGAGGCAUUGUGGCGCCCUGGUGGGAGAGUAGUCAAGAAGGAGCGGAAUUGAUGUUGAAGUAUGGGCUGGAGUAUGAUCACAGUUUCAGUCACCACGAUUGUCAAUGCUAUUGGUUGCGGACUGGAGAUAAGUGGACUCCGAUUGAUUUCAAGAAACAUCCGGAGCAUUGGAUGAAGCCUCUCGAAGGUGGACCGAUGACAGGACUUGUCGAAAUCCCUGCUUCUUGGUAUCUGGACGAUCUGCCUCCGAUGAUGUUCAUCAAAAAGGCACCGAAUAGUCAUGGCUGGGUCAACCCGCGCGAUGUCGAAGAGCUGUGGAUGGAUCAGUUUGACUAUUUCUAUCGCGAGUACGAUGAGUUUGUGUUCCCUGUGACUGUGCAUCCUGAUGUGUGCGGACAUCCUCAUGGAUUGCUUAUGCUUGAAAGAAUCAUCGAGAGAAUAAACAAGCACGAGGGUAUCGAAUGGGUGACGAUGGAGAGCAUAUGCGAUGACUUUAAGGCCAAGAGUACUCCACCAAAGGGUGCAUUGCUCCCAGCAGAGGUCGGAGCAAUUGCAAAGAAUCCAAAUCUGGAACUGAAGAAGCAGGAAUAGUAUGAACAUUGACCAGAUCAAAUCGAUGUCUGCGAAUAGAUUGACUGCAGAUCUAUUCCAAACUUCCAGCAGACUCGA